Messenger RNA from Batrachochytrium dendrobatidis JAM81, 786 nucleotides. RefSeq lists its product as uncharacterized. The record is from RefSeq and is a predicted model, not a curated record. Bases 1 to 786 code for a protein of 261 amino acids. NCBI's taxonomy places the organism in Eukaryota, Fungi, Chytridiomycota, Chytridiomycetes, Rhizophydiales. The transcript has 2 exons.
AUGACAAAACUUUGGGUCAAAUUCAAGCCAAACAACGCUACAAGGGUAUCUACUGAAGACUGCGAGAAUGUAGAUGACCUUCUUAAAGCCUGCAAGAAGGAGCUCUCUCCUCACUUUGAUUCCUAUGCAAUUGACCAACUCUCCCUUUCCACUACGGAUGGUGGUACUCCUUUACAACCAGACGACCCUAUUCCUGCUCAGAAUACAGCAAAGACUCCUCUAUUCAUCACUGUUGCAGACAGUUCUUUAGGGAGUCGCUCUUUAUCAAAAUCUAGCUUAAAAGCUCCUCAUCCUAAACGAAAAGAAAGAUGGGAACAACUCAAUGAAAUUCUUGAAAAGAACAAAAGGAAAUCCAAGGCGACUGAUUCAACAGCAUAUUCGUAUGUUUCUUGGAAUCAGGUCAAGGAUGUACUACGAACUACUCCUUAUAUCCAAUCUUCAAAGGCUAUUCCAGAUACUCAAUUCAAUAUUCUCACACAGUAUUUGUCGUUUGCCACAAAGUGCUUUGGUUCAGUUAUAUCAUUCAUGGGACCUCAGAGACUUCAUUUGAUUGCACCAAUCAUUAUUUGUGUGCUUCCUGUUCAACGGAGAUCAGCAGAGAUUGGUCACUUGGAUUCAGUCUAUGGAAUUGUUACCAACUAUGCGCAGUGGAGUUUCUUGCGUAGUCUUGAUGAAAAGAUUGAGAUGGACGAAUGUUCCAUCAAGUUGUUGCCUGGAGGUGAACCUAGUACAGAUUCUCUUGUCGAUAUCACUGGAAAAAUCUAUGCUAUGCUAUCCGAUGAAUGA